AUGGGUACUCGCCACACCUCGGUCACCCAGAAGCUCUCUAGAACGGAGAGGAAAAGGAACAAACAAGGUAAAUUGGCGAGUGUCAUGAUUAGUACUCUUGGUAGGUUAGGUAAAGUAGAGACUACUAAGAGUGUUUUUGAGGUCGCUCUUAUUGAAGGUUAUGGAAAUACUGUUUAUGCUUUCUCUGCUAUCAUUAGUGCAUAUGGUAGAAAUAGUUAUUGUAAUGAUGUUAUUAAGGUCUUUGAUUCGAUGAAAGAUUAUGGCUUGAAGCCUAAUUUGGUUUCUUAUAAUGUUGUUAUUGAUGCUCGUGAUAAAGAGGGUGUAGAGUUUUAG
Molecule: messenger RNA, 333 nt
Organism: Dovyalis caffra
Lineage: Eukaryota; Viridiplantae; Streptophyta; Magnoliopsida; Malpighiales; Salicaceae
Source: the annotation of a GenBank genome assembly